Molecule: messenger RNA, 1674 nt
Organism: Clupea harengus (Atlantic herring)
Lineage: Eukaryota; Metazoa; Chordata; Actinopteri; Clupeiformes; Clupeidae
Product: regulator of nonsense transcripts 3A-like
Exons: 2
Coding region: 982-1674 (230 amino acids)
Source: RefSeq, a predicted model, not a curated record
GGAUUUAGAGAAGUAAGGUCUCUGGUGAGCAAGACAGGAGGAGUAACAAUGUACAGAAGGGGAGAAGGAAAGAGAUGGUGGUUGCCUGUGUGUUUGUAUGUGUGUGUGUGUGUAUGGGAAGGAAAGAUAGAGGAAUGAAAUAGCUUAAGACUUCAUUUGUUUUGGGCUUUUAGACGCAUUUAUCUUUCCAUCCCUGUUCUCACCCAGAUUUGUUUACUAUGAGCACAGUGACCGAUGCAUCGCUCAGUCCCUGUGCCUGUGUGUCAGUGGCAGAGGAAUGGAAGUGAACGCUUGAGCCACUGGCUGCCCUCCAGGCUUUGCCCCAAAUCUCCUUAGCCUUAACACCACCUCAAUAGCCCUCUGAAAUACAGAGAGAGAAAUUCAUUUUUCAGCUGGUGAAGGAAAGGUAGGGGAGUUAAUAGGACAGGAAGAGAAUGGGGAAUAUAGAGAGGGAGACGUGGGGGGCUAGAAAGACAAUCAGAUAAAUAGUUAGUGAGGUGUGAAACAGAAGAAUCAGAUUUCAACAGUGGCCUAAAAUAAUCAACCAAUUUAAUUAAUUUAUUUAUUUAAAGGUAAAGAUAUGCCCUCAGCAUGCACAUUUUCACGAUUUCUUGGAGGUCCACUGGCUUUCUCUCUUAUAAGAGAUUUCUCUUUCACAUCAAGAAAUUGAAUAUUCAGUGUCAAAGCACUAAUGCUACUAAAGCCACUUGUUUUUGUAAAUUUCUUUAUAAGAGUCAGUGGUUUUUAGAAUAGUAAGUGAAUUGUAAAAAAAAAAAAAAAGAGGAAAAAAUAGUGAGCAGGGCAGUAUAAAAUGAACAUUUUAAACCCUUUGUUGCUGCCCCAGAUUUAAAAGAACACAUUUUAGCCAUGGCAACUUCAUAUGGAAUGUUUACCUGCAUUCUGAGGCAAAGUAGAAUCUUCAGUGAUUUCCAGAGAUCUGCUCAGUCUAAUUUGAGAUUUCAAAGAGGAUAGUUGUGAAAUAUGAAGCUGUGUAAUCUUUUUAGCUGCUGCCUACCAAUGCCCAACGAGGAGUUGGAGGGCAAGACAUUGAGGUCAGAGGUGGAGGCAGAGAGUACGAGAAAAAAGAUGAGGAUUGAGAAAGCAAGCAAGACUCUAAGCAAGAAAAAGUUGAGGGAGGAGGCCAAGCGCCAGAAGAAGGAGAUGGCCGACAGGAAGAGAAAGGAGGUUGAAGAAACAAGGUUGAAGAACCUUGUGAUGGCCAUCCCUGAGGUGCAGAGUGCCGAGAUUGUGGUGAAGGAUAUGUCUCUGGAUGAGGGGAAGGAGAGAACUGGAGAGAGAAUGGACGGAGGUCAAAAUUCUGAUAUGCCCAUCCACUAUGCUAAUACGGCUAACGCUAGCAAAGAGGACUGUGACCAUAACCAGUCAUCUCUUGAAAAUGGGACACCUCAGCUGGCCGGGGGGGACGGGAGGAGCCCAUCCCACCAGCUCGGUGAUGGAGACCGAGUGAGGCCUGUGUCUCGUCCGAGACUAGACCCAAACAAAUACCAGCCGCGAGUGCGCAGCAAUGCCCAGCAGUCCCUGCAGCCUGGGAGAUUUGAGGCUCUGACCCCAGCAGAGAGAGACCAGCUGGAGGAGGAGAGGAGGAAGAAGCUGCUCGGCUGGUUUAGCCGGAGGGGCCUCACAACCCCCAAUGCAGCAAUAAUUACUAAUUAA